Malus domestica (apple) is the source of this 578-nucleotide messenger RNA. RefSeq names its product protein RSI-1. NCBI's taxonomy places the organism in Eukaryota, Viridiplantae, Streptophyta, Magnoliopsida, Rosales, Rosaceae. The record is from RefSeq and is a predicted model, not a curated record.
AUAUUUCAUAUCCUAUAAAUAACCCCACAAGUCUUCUACCAGAAAGCAGAAAGCAGUUCUCUUUGCUCUUCACUCACAGCAAUGGCAGCAAGUCGAUACACCUCCGUCUUGAUCCUGGUUUCUCUGCUUGUUCUACUCACAUUCUCUCACGUAGCUGAGGCUUACAAGACGCUUCCUCAGUCAGCGUGCACGCCGAGAUGUAAGAACCGUUGCUCGGCGACAUCGCACAAGAAGCCGUGCAUGUUCUUCUGCGAGAAGUGCUGUGCCAAAUGCAAAUGUGUUCCUCCGGGCGUCGUUGGCAACAAGCAAAUGUGCCCUUGCUACAACAACUGGAAGACCCAGGAAGGACGACCCAAAUGCCCUUAAAUUAAAUAUAUAUAUUUAUUUCGAAAAAUCUUGGCUUUAUAUUAUUUGUUUAAUGCAUUAGGACGACCCUAAUGUUAACGUAUGCCCUAGUGUCCUAGCUUCUUGUAGGCUGUGGCUUUAUUUCAUUUGUAUUCAACUUUGUAAACUUCGAUUUGAAAAUGAAAGAAUCUGGUAACAAAGUUGUCGAUCGAAUCAAUCACCAAUUCACCAUA